Molecule: messenger RNA, 1752 nt
Organism: Dentiscutata heterogama
Lineage: Eukaryota; Fungi; Glomeromycota; Glomeromycetes; Diversisporales; Gigasporaceae
Source: the annotation of a GenBank genome assembly
AUGCCUACAACUUCACAUUCAAGUCCUCCAGCGGAAGUUGGCUGUCCUAUCCCAGCAAACACACCACACGCUAUCUCUGUAGCGCUUCCAAAGUGGCAAGAUAAUGUAGACUACGAAGAGGGUCGUGAGAGAGUUGUAAAUCGAAUGUUAACAGGGUAUCCAAGGUUUUUUAUUAAUAAACAAAUCGAGAAGUUAAUGUCGACAUGUGAACAAAAAUUUGCAAAACCAUCCGAGUCAUGUUUGUUGUAUCCUAGUCGUAAAACUGCAGAACGUUGUCGAGAUUACUUACGCCGAUACUAUGAGCUUAGUAAUUCCGCUAGUCUUCGUUUAGCCGAAUUCACCGUUGUAACACCAGAUCGAAACAAAUUAUUGAUUCAAGGCAAUAUCACAUUGCAUGUAGUUCUUUUUCCAAAAGACGCAUUCUCUGUGGCAAAGACUUUUUGGCAACAUACAGGAGAUGGUAUUAGUUCCCGAUUAGCUGAAUAUGCUCUUAAUAUACUGCAAACAAAAUUCAAUGAACAGUACACAAAAAGCUUUAAUAAAGUUUUUACGAAAAGAGCUUCAUUUUGUAAACGAUAUUCCAAUGGACAAAUAUCGAAUCUAGCUUGUGAACCUAAGGAAACUUUAUCCACAGAUAUUUCAUUGAUUGACAACUCUAAUUUUAUUGAGCAGAACUUUUAUGUUGAAGAACGUUAUGGUCGCAAUUUACCUAUAUCAUUUAAUGAAAAGGCAAAAAUUGAACUUAGGCGAAGAAUUGCUAGUAGCAUAAGAAUUGAAGAGAGCAAGGAUGGAUCUGUUCUAACUGAACGAGUGGAAAAAAACGUAACAGAAGAUGAUGUUUUUCUUUUCCCAAGUGGAAUGAGUUCCAUCUUCCAUGCUCACCGAUUUUUAUUGACGGCAUUUUCACAGAGAAAAAGUAUCUGCUUUGGGUUCACAUAUGUUGAUACCUUAAAAAUUUUGCAAAAAUUUGGACCGGGAUGUUAUUUUUAUGGUAAUGGUUUGUCAUCAGAUAUAGAUGAGAUAGAAAGUCUUCUCGAAUCAGGAGAAAAGAUUUUAGCACUAUUUUGUGAAUUUCCAAGUAAUCCACUAUGUAAAUCGCCAGAUUUGAGGCGUCUUAGAAUUCUUGCGGAUAAGUAUGAUUUUCCGAUUGUAGUAGAUGAAACAAUCGGAAAUUUUGUCAAUGUUAAGGUUUUUGAGUGGGCAGAUAUUAUUGUAUCAAGUUUAACCAAGAUUUUUAGUGGAGAUAGACGCUAUUAUGAGGAGCUGAAAAAAGUUAUAAAUAAUGAAUAUGAGGACCUUUUAUGGGGGGAAGAUGCAGUUUUCCUCGAACGUAAUUCGAGAACUUUCAGAGAACGUAUUAUGAAAAUCAAUGAAAGUACAGAGGAAAUAUGUGAAUUACUUAGAAGUAGUCCUAAAGUCAGAAAAAUUUACUAUCCAAAAUAUGUUACACCCGACAUCUACCUUCAAUAUAAAACGGUUAACGGUGGAUUUGGUGGAUUAUUCUCAAUUACUUUCCAUUCAGAUCUUGCAGCUCAACAAUUUUUUGAUUCACUUGUAAUUGCUAAAGGACCAUCUCUUGGUACUAAUUUCACUUUAGCGUGCCCUUAUACAAUUUUAGCGCAUUAUCAUGAAUUAGAUUGGGCAUCACGUUAUGGUGUUGAACCAGGUCUUAUUCGAGUGAGCGUAGGCUUAGAAGAUAAAAAUGAUUUGUUAAAAAUGUUCCAACAAAGUCUAGAUGCCAUUACUGAAUAG